GCAAGGCUAAAAAAAGAGGGAUAUACCGGUUCGUGGUUUUUAUGCACAACCUCGACCUCGGGAUCUCGGGCGAUCCUUCGGAACAGGCCCCCCAUGCGUGUCAGACGCGGGGACUCCCAACCAAGCUCGCGGACAGGACUAUCUCGACCAUGGCAAAAGCCAACCCUUUGAGAACUUUAGCAUCCGUCACAAUCAGAGAGACAUUGGACCUAUGCUGCCUUUGCAGUCCUCCAGUAGUUAGCCCUUCGGCGCGAUCAUUCACGAAGUCGAGAAAUACUUCUUGUAAUUGGUGAAGUGAAAGGUAUCCCGAGACGACACCAUUCACCGUCAACCCAAGAUGACCUUUCACUCACAAUAUGUGGGUCAUUGUAUAUCUAUCGAGCUCUCAGACUUGAUUCUAGCUCCAGCAUCACCCGACUGAUCUACUAAAACUCAAACUCCAUAAGAUCUGGAUAUCAGUAUUCUGCCAGUCCUCGCGAUGGCGGAUCUUCUGCGGCUUCACACCCAAGACUUGACCGACAUGAUGGCUGAGCUAGAACGCAACGACAGUCAAGACUUUCAAACAGUGUAUAAUCUGGCAGCAGCUGGGAAUGUCUACUCACUCAACGAGCAGGAGCUGGGUCCACUUCGCCGCAAGGGCACAGUCUUCUCCCGCAACAAAUGGGCUUCACCAGUCCUCACCAAUGACAUCCCAUUGGCAACCUUGCUGCAUCCAAAUCAGAUCAGGCGCAUCCUGAUCAACGAAAUUGGAACCGAGAACCCGUCUCACUUCUUUCCUUCUCGUGGCCACCCAGAGGACGACGGUAGGGCUAUUGUGGAGUUACUCAACAACGUCGCCAAUCCGCAUUAUAGCAAGCCAGGUUCGAUCCUUCACAUGCACUCUCCAUCCUUUGAGCGGCUCUGCCAAUACAAGACGGAGUGGCCGUCCGACGGCAUGCUCGAUGUGUCGGACGUUGCUAUGGCUGUGACGCCAGCUACUGAUGCUCAGGAUAUGGAGUACUGUGACAGGUAUAUCCUUUCCACACUGCUCUCCGGGAGCAAAGUCUGGCUCACGUAUCCUCCUCUUGAUGCCAAUCUUGCAGCCUUGCAGGCAGAGUUCGAGGCUACCGUUGACAAUGCCGCACGCCACACUCUCGAUAAUCUGAGCAGAUUCCAGCAUGGCAUUGCUUUCACUCAGCGAGCAGGUCAGAUUUUGGUACUGCCCCCAUUUUGGAUAGCCGUAAAUCUGACCACUCAGACAUCUGUUUCAUGCGCAUACCAUAUCGCAACAGCAGCGCUCUUCCCAGAGCGCAUCAAAAACAUCAACAGCUUCCUCGUGACUACUCAACUCUCGCCACAGGAAGCAGACUAUGGACAGCAGCGUCUCGUCACGUUUGCCAUCGAGUUCAUCGAGCAUCUCCGACUGGUGUUGGCGGACGACUUCCCACACUACAACAACAGCAAGGUUAUCUUGGCCGUUUGUCGAGCGUACGACCAGCUUCGAGCUGGUCUUCGCCGCGUUCUUGAUGCGAUCGACGACAAGGCGGUCAUGCGAGGCCUCGAGAACACAUAUCGAGUAGCGUGGCUCAGUUUCUUAGAGCAGAAGCGCAAGAAGAUGUCUACUUGUCGACUGUGCAAUCUCCGCACCCAGGACAUGCCUGUCGGAGAGUUCCCGAUGGAUCGUCUCCGACAGCACUUCAUUGACGUCCACUGUCUUCGUGGAGCGCCUCCUGUGCAGUCCAAUGCGCACAUGUAGCUUGUGCUUGGUGAACGGCUUGUGCCAGCUGACACUCAGCAAAUUGGUUGAAACUUGCAAGGGUAACAACAGCAGUUUGGAUAUCACCACCAUCACUCAUCAUGCUGGUGACGUAUCGGAGGUUCUAGAUGUCGGAUCACCGUCCCAGGUAAUGCAACGUGUACUUCGGGAUCGCCCGUUGAUGUGUGAUGAUCCGCAGCGAUCCUUAUCUGUCUAGUAUUAAAAAUGAAACUUACAAACUGCUCC
Molecule: messenger RNA, 1981 nt
Organism: Boeremia exigua
Lineage: Eukaryota; Fungi; Ascomycota; Dothideomycetes; Pleosporales; Didymellaceae
Exons: 1
Coding region: 479-1735 (418 amino acids)
Source: RefSeq, a predicted model, not a curated record